Molecule: messenger RNA, 282 nt
Organism: Camellia sinensis
Lineage: Eukaryota; Viridiplantae; Streptophyta; Magnoliopsida; Ericales; Theaceae
Source: RefSeq, a predicted model, not a curated record
AUGGAUUGGUUAAGUAAAAUUGAGCAUCAAAAUAUUGUUUCGCUAUUGGGUUACUGCGUUCAUGGCGAGGCAAGGUUUCUUGUUUAUGAGAUAAUGCAUAAUGGGUCUUUGGAAUCCCAAUUGCACGGCCUAACUUUUGGUAAGGAGUUUACGGCUGCAAUUGAAGCAAAACAAAUUGCUACAGAAGAAGCUGAGAGGGCCAAGUUUGUUGUUGAGAAAGCGAGCAGGACAAGAGAAGUGCUAUUAUUAGAGCCCAGGUUGAGCCACAUUACAAUUGAUUAG